AUGGCGAUUUACGCGGCUUGCCUUUGGCUGGGAUCUGGAGUCACAUCGUCGCCCAUCGUUUUGACAUCGAAUGGAGAUGACGAUCUUCGUUCAACCGUUCCAGUUCAAACUCUGCCGAGUGGACCGACAGAUCCAUCUGAAAUCGGACAGCCGCUCACCGAAGAAGAAUUCCACAGCAACAUUACAACUUACAAAGAUGCAUCCGAAUUGGAUUCGUCGGAGAAGAAGAUUCCCGAUGAGCUGCUGCAUCAGCUUUGGGGUGGUGACAUUAUGACUCUAUCAGGUGACAAAAACGCUGUCGUGGAUCCCAAUAGUCUUUGGCCCAAUGCCCAAAUCCCUUACGUCAUUUCUGCAAGCUACACCCCCGACCAACGCAGAGUCAUCGGUUACGCCAUGAACGAGUAUCACACCAAAACUUGCAUCCGCUUCGUUCCACGGACCAAUCAAAACAAUUACAUUUACAUCCGGAGAGACCUUAAUGUUGGAUGCUGGAGUUACGUCGGCAUGAACGGAAACGGUGUCCAAGAUGUGAGUCUACCAGACUAUUGCGUCAGCUACAGUUACCCCGGAUCGGUUAUUCACGAACUGAUGCACGCCACUGGAUUCCAACACGAACACCAGAGACCCGACCAACAAUAUUACAUCAACGUUAACUACCCCAACAUUCGUCCAGAUAAUCGUCAAUUCUUCAAUCCAUUCAAACCUAACGUAGUCAACACUUUGGGUCUCCCAUACGACAUCAAAUCGGUGAUGCACUACCCCAGCUCGUUCAUGGCAAGCAACCCAUCGAUCCCGACUAUGGUAGCCAGGAGUGGCGAUUUGAACUUGGGAAAUCUGAAGGGAUUUACUAAGUUGGACACCCAGAAGAUCAACAAGUUGUACAACUGCCGUUACUAAUUGGGUCGUAGUUAUUUUUCAAUUCACCCCCUAAUCUUUACCGUAGUAUAUGUGAAGCUGUUAAAUAUUAAGCUUAGUAGAUUGUUUAUUGUCGGUUGAUUACUCUAAUACACAUUAUAUUUUUUCCUUA
Messenger RNA from Daphnia pulex (common water flea), 1027 nucleotides. Its product is annotated as zinc metalloproteinase nas-14-like. Gene Ontology annotation, molecular function: metalloendopeptidase activity; zinc ion binding. Lineage: Eukaryota; Metazoa; Arthropoda; Branchiopoda; Diplostraca; Daphniidae. The transcript is spliced from 7 exons. Gene Ontology annotation, biological process: proteolysis. Bases 1 to 897 code for a protein of 298 amino acids. The record is from RefSeq and is a predicted model, not a curated record.